AAAAACCAUUCUCGAUAAAACUAUGAAGCAUGGCUAUAAAUGUUGUGUUGAGACACAAAGUGAGCACUAAAUUUUUGAACUCCUGAUGGGUGAAGAUGAUCAGGCACACAUGCAACCAUCAGCAAUUUUAAAAACAAGCUGUACAAACAUAUAUACUAGUAUAUUGAAUAUCCUCCUUGUCUCUCCUCUUGGUGAGAAGUCAUUGUGCUUAUCCCCGCUUCUAAUAUAAAAUCCAUGCAUCUGUCUUUGCCUGCCCUACCCAGGCAUCUUCCUACACUAGCUAGUCAUUCAGAUUAAUUUAUUGUUACUAACUUAUUGCCCCGCCCCGGCAUAUUCUAGCUAAACAAUCCUUUAUUCACCAUUAAAAAAUUGUUGGAUCAUUAACCAAGAGAGGGAUCAGACCAAACGUUCACAUCAACUCGAGCUCUCGUCAGCUACAAAAUAAACCUCCUAUUGGGAAAUGCACGAAGCUUGCUUUCCAUCAAGGUGCAUUCAUCAAAGAUUGUUGCUGCUGAACUGAAAGACCGUUCGCUGGUCAGCAUCACUUCAUUCACAUAGACACAGUCCGAGUCGGUUGCAUCCAAAUUGAUGUGCCAACCGAAGCCCGUGCAGAAGACCAAAAGCUUUAGCAGUUCAGCUGUCACCUAUUUUUAUCUACACAUGCAGGACGUAGCAGUUCAGGACCAGGCUUAAAACCCUUAAUCAUUUGGAACAUUUAGCGCGGUCGUUGGGCAAAUGAGCUGGCAUGCUUAGCCCCGGUACCAACAACCCCCUCAAUUCAUGCACCGUUGUUCUUCUUGUUAUCUUGAAGCCAGCAUGGGCUUGAUGAGGCGUUGAUUAAACCCACCAACCCUUCACUGUUGAUCCUUCCUUUGGCUACACACAUCAGCAGCAGCUGCUUGGUCGAUUUUACACUGACCACUAUAGUCACAGAUCCACACAGAAACAGUUGGGAUCAAUGGAGGCGACAGUGCUGAGCGUGGGCAAGUCCGCGGUGAAGGGGGCGCUCGGCUACGCCCAGUCCGCCAUCGCGGCGGAGGUGGCGCUGCAGCUGGGGGUACAGCGCGACCAGGCCUUCAUCAGGGACGAGCUCGACAUGAUGCAGUCCUUCCUGAUGGCCGCGCACGGCGAGCAGGACGACGGCAAGGUGGUCGGGACCUGGGUGAAGCAGGUCCGCGACCUGGGCUACGACGUCGAGGACUGCCUCCAGGACCUGGCCGUCCGCCUCGAGAAGCCGUCCUGGUGGCGCUUCCUCAGGACACUGCUUGACCGGCGCCAUGUGGCUAAGCAGAUGAAGGACCUACGGGAGAAGGUCGAGGAUGUCAGCCAGAGGAACUUGAGGUACCGCCUCAUCAGGAGCCCUGCCGCUGCUGCUGACUCCAAGCAUGUCGCCACCGCCGUCAACCAAAACUUCGCAGGCAGCGCGACGAUGUUCGGCAUCAAUGAGGCGAGGCGUGCCAUGAAGCGGGACAGGCCGAGAGUGGACCUUGCCCAGCUUAUCAACGGCGGGGAGGGCAAGGACCUUAGAGUCAUUGCUGUGUGGGGAACAUGUGGUGUUCUUGGGCAGGCGUCCGUGAUACGAAAGGUGUAUGAUGAUGCAGACAAGUUUGAAUGCCGUGCCUGGAUCAAGCUUACACAUCCUUUCGACCCGAUCAUGUUCAUGCGGAACAUCAUGAGGCAGUUCUAUGGAUGUUCUUUUCCAGCACUGGCAACUGAGGGUCAAAGCUGUCAAGAAAGAGCAACCACUGUAGGCGCUCAUGUUCUCAAAAAGAUGCUGACAAUAAAGCAAGAAGAUUUGGUUGACGAGUUCAAUGAGCAUGUGAAUAACAAGAGUUACCUGAUUGUUCUUAACGACCUGUGUACCAUAGAAGAUUGGGACUGGAUCAAAACUUACUUUCCCGUCAAUGACAACGGAAACCGGAUCAUUGUGGCCACACAGCAAGUUGAAGUUGCAAGCUUGUGCGUAGGUAAAAAGUGCCAAGUCUCGGAGCUGAAGCAAUUAUCCGCUGAGCAGACUCUCUAUGUUUUCUACGACAAGGGCCCUCAAGGUGGAACAUAUUCAAUGAAACCAGAGUCGAGCGCAAGCACAUACUCCACUUGUAAUAGCUCUAUAGUGCCCAGCAGUGAGAUACCAGCUGGUGAUCAGGCUACAGAUGCAGCUGGUGGAAAGAAUGCUAUGCCAAGAAGGAGCCUCACUCGCAUCAUGUCGAUGACGGCUGCUUUGGAGGAAUCUCAGGUUGUUGGGAGGAAGGAAGAAAAAUCUCACAUCAUCCGACUAAUUUCAGAUGCAUCAAGCAAAGAAUUUCAGGUGAUCUCAGUGUGGGGAAUGGGUGGUCUUGGGAAAACUGCCCUAGUCACAGAUAUCUACCAGAGCCAAGAACUCGGUGGUGCAUUUAAAAAGCGUGCUUGUGUCACGGUCAUGAAACCUUUCAAUCGCGAGGAACACCUUAGGAGAUUAGUUAUGCAACUAGAUGUAGAAGCAUCUGAAGAGUAUGACACAAUGCAUUCACUGGGUAGUGCACAAAACAAAUUGUCACGGCCGGUUGAGGAGCUGAAGGAUGAGCUGGAAAGGCUUCUGAAAGAAAAGAGGUGCUUGAUUGUCUUUGAUGACUUGUCAUCUACCACCGAAUGGGACUUGAUAAGUGGAGACUUACCUCAGACCAGAAAUGCAAGCCGGAUCAUAGUCACCACACGGGAAGUGAGUAUUGCCAAUUAUUGUUCAAAAAAGAAACAAGAAAAUGUAUGCAGGCUCGAAAAUCUGAACGAGAAGCAUGCGCUUGACCUCUUCACAAAAAAGGUAUUUAAGGAGAAUGAAGAUCUGCAUCGGCACUAUCCUGAGCUGGUUGAGCAAGCGGAACAAAUCCUGAAGAAGUGCAAUGGACUUCCUCUUGCAAUAGUUGCCAUUGGUGGCUUCUUGGCAAAUCAACCAAAGACUACCAUGGAGUGGAGAAAAUUGAAUGAGAAUCUUAGUUCUGAGUUGGAGAUGAUUCCAGAGCUUGACACCAUAAGAACAGUCCUCCUCAAAAGCUACAAUGGUUUACCCUAUCAUCUCAAGGCUUGUUUCUUGUAUCUGGCAAUCUUUCCUGAAGACUACAAGAUUAGUCUAACACGUUUGGUCCAGCGGUGGAUAGCAGAGGGUUACUCAAAAGAGGUACGCGGCAAGUCUGCGCAUGAAGUAGCGGAGAGCUACUUCAUGGACCUUAUAAGCAGGAGCAUGAUCCUCCCAUCCCAACGAUCAAGUCACAGCAGAAAAGAGAUUGACUCUUGCCAACUCCAUGAUAUUAUUCGUGACAUCAGCAUCUCAAAGUCAGCGGAGGAAAAUCUUGUUUUCAGAUUGGAGGAAGGUUGCAGCUUAAACAACCAAGGCACGACACGUCACCUCUCUGUCAGCAGCAAUUGGAAGGGAACCCAAAGUGAAUUCGAGGGCACAGUGGACCUGUCUCGUGUCCGAUCAAUAACAAUUUUUGGGAAGUGGAAGCCAUUCUUCAUUUCUGACAAGAUGAGGUUGCUGCGGGUGCUGGACUUGGAAAGCACUUCAGGUCUGGUUGAUCAUCAUCUCAAGCACAUUGGGAAGCUUUUCCACUUGAGAUACCUUUCCCUUAGAGGUUGUCAUGGAAUUUAUCACCUGCCAGGUUCUUUGGGUAACCUGAGGCAGCUCCAAACACUAGAUGUCAUGGGUACAAACAUAAUCAAGCUGCCAAAGACCAUCAUCAAGCUCAGAAAGCUACAACACGUUCGUGCCAGGGGUGUCGGGAGCAACGAUGAAUGUGUCUAUGAAGAAUAUCCAGAUGGGUUGCCGAAGCUGAUGAGGAAUAAGCUAUGCAUCCUGACAUCCUCCACGGUGGGGUUCUGCGUGGCAUGCUGCGCGCCACAGCUUCUGAAGGAGCCCAUGGGCAUCGACGGGGACACCAACAGACGUGAUGUCUGCACUGCAUGCUGCUGCGCCUAUCUGCCGAUGCUGGUGACACGCCGUAGCCCACGCGGUGUCGCAGUGCCCAGAGGGAUCCACAGGCUCAAAGCCCUGCACAAGCUGGGUGUCGUCAACAUCUCGAGGAGGAAGGCUGCUGUGCGAGAGGUAGCGAGGCUCAGAGGGCUGCGCAAGCUGGGAGUGACCGGAGUCAAUGCGACCAACGGUGGAGAACUAUGUUCAGCCAUUUCUAGUCUCACCUCCCUGGAAACAUUGCUCGUGCAAUCUGAGGGGAAGCCCGGUUUAUUUGGCUGCUUGGAUGACCUCUCUAUGCCUCCAAAAAACCUUGAGAGCCUCAAGCUGUAUGGCAACCUGGUCAGACUGCCGACAUGGAUAAAUGGAGGGCUGCUACAAAAUCUGGCGAAGCUCAAGCUGCGGAGCUCCAGGAUAACAGACCAUGAUGCGGCCAUACAAGUCCUUGGGAGCCUGCCGAACCUAGCCAUCCUGCGUCUGCGGAAGGAGUCACUCGAGGGCGAAGAGGUCCGUCUCCGUUUCUGUCUGGGUGCAUCGUUCCCAAGCCUAAUGGUGCUGGAGCUGAGUUCUCCAGGUAAGCUCAAAUCUGUAGAGUUUGAAACGGGAGCAACCCCUAAGCUUGAGCUGCUGCAGUACUACAAUCAGCCUGACCAUGAUCAGAAUGAUGUUAUUUCAAAAGAAAAUGAUGAUCAGUUUGAAGAAGCUUCCACUGUUUGGCUGUUUUCUGGGCUAGCAUCUCUGGGGAGUCUCAAGAAAGUUCUGCUAGAGGGUGGCAACUAUGAGCGCUACUUUGUGCGGAACUUGCGGUCCCAGCUUGAGUUGAAUCAGAAUGGGCCUGUUCUCAAGAUGGACUGAGCUAAACUCUGGAAACUCUGAUUCUGCUCACCUGUUUUGAUCACCAUUAGUUAAGGUCAUUUUGGCCGCUGCCACUGGGUUGCUUAAUUUGACUUUUUUUAAUUUGCUUACUACAGAAAAUGUCUAGUUUACUCCUCCGCAGGACUGCGACGAAAAUGUCUAGAUUUACUCCUCCGCAGGACUGCGACGAAAAUGUCUACUCCAUUGGGUCUCAUAUGAAAGACAUAGUGUAUUUGUUUACUUGUGUUAGGUCCCACAUGUGAGUAAAAGUAUAUUUGUUUA
Molecule: messenger RNA, 5077 nt
Organism: Triticum dicoccoides
Lineage: Eukaryota; Viridiplantae; Streptophyta; Magnoliopsida; Poales; Poaceae
Product: disease resistance protein Pik-2-like
Exons: 3
Coding region: 959-4795 (1278 amino acids)
Biological process (GO): defense response to other organism
Molecular function (GO): ADP binding
Source: RefSeq, a predicted model, not a curated record